CUUGUAUAAGAACCAAAAGUAUCUUAUCUUGUAGAUACUAAUUAAUUCCACGUGUUCAUCGUUAUCAUUGCAUAAUUUAUAGCUGUAUUUUUUAUGAAACAUAUUUAAAUAAUUUUAACCUUUAUAACAAUAUAGACAGUCAUGUUAACUAUCAGUUGGAAACAAAGCGUGCAUUGGAAAGUAUAGACUGUGUUUCUGUCUCUUAUAAAAAAAAUGUUAUAUACGUUUACUCCAAAAGUAUCAUAUAAAUUUAAUUAAUAUUUUGUUUUCUCAAACAAUUACAAGCGAUUCAUUCAACAUCUUCUUUACUCCGAGUUGGUUUUGUUUGUAUUAAUAACAAUGCAUUGUGAAAUUAAUUGACGAUUAAAACGUACAACGCGUUUAUCGAUCCCGAUUAAAAAUAUUUUGUACUACGACGACGACGACGACGACGACGACGACGAUGAUGAUGAUGAUGAUGAUUUCUUUGUAACGAACAAAGAAGCUAGUAACGGAAAACGUGUAUCGGUCAUAUUCGUCAUAACUAUUGUGCUUCUAAUGAAUAUGUUUUCAAACAUAUAAUGCCAUCCACUUUCAACGUUCGAGCUUCUUAGUAUCCAUGAUUCGUUAAUUACAAUAUUCACUAUUUGUGCGAACGUGUUAGCAAGUGUUCCGACGUUUAGUAGAAUUUCAGAAUACGGUAGUUCCCCAACGUUGUAUUAUCAAGAUUAAAGUAUCACUUUCGCAAUAGAUUCAACGAUAAAUACCGUUUGUUGUUUAACGUUUACGUUAAGAGAUACACGUUCAUGAAACGUUAAAAAAGAAAAAAGAAAUAUAGAAAAAGCAAUACAAGCAAUAAAGACUAAGAGAAAAGAAUAAUAAAAUACUAAGGUGAAUCGUUCGAAAAUUCGCGCGUUAUUUCGUUUAUUUGAAUUUGUGAAUAAGAAGAGAAACUUUGAAUAUGCUUGAAUUUAAAAAAAAAUUAUGGCAAUAUAGUCGACUAAAAAACAUUCAAUUAUAUGGGGAGGAUGAAGAUGACGUUUUAUACGAAAGAACAACAAAUUUGGUGCGAGUGCCACGCUCACAGGAAAGUGAGUUAUCCUCGGAAACCUCCUCGAUUAAAAUCCGUAUUGAGGGUAUGACGUGUCAAAGCUGUGUGAAAAGUAUCGAGGGUACCAUCGGCGAUCAUUCGGGUGUUGUAAAUAUUAAAGUAGAUUUAAAGGAAAAACUUGGCCAUGUGGAAUAUAAGACUGAGGAAAUUACACCGUUGGAAUUGGUGGAAGCAAUCGAGGACAUGGGUUUUACUGCUUCUCUAAUAUCCAACGAUAAUGAUAAUAAAAAUGAUAAGAAAUCAGUUGUUUUGUCAACUUGCUUUAUACACGUCGGUGGUAUGACGUGUAUGUCAUGCGUGAAAUCUAUCAAAGUUGCUCUGUCAGAUAAACCAGGUGUGAAGGACGUUGAUGUUAGUCUUGAGAAAGAAGAAGCUAAAGUUUCUUAUAUCAGUGAGGAUAUAACGGCUGAUCAAAUUGCAACUUGUAUUGAAGAGGCUGGCUUUGAUGCAUUCGUUAAGGAAGAAAAUAAUCCGAUAAAUAUCACUGCGAAAAGUAAAACAAAAAAUGGCGAGGUCAAUGUGAUGAAAUUGAACGGAAGCGGAGAUGUGCUCGCUAUGGCUCGUAUGACCAAAUGUUUUCUACAUAUAGCGGGUAUGACUUGCGCAUCUUGCGUUUCUGCGAUAGAGAAACAUUGUAACAAAAUAUAUGGUGUACAUAGUAUAUUGGUAGCAUUAAUGGCCGCUAAAGCGGAAGUUAUUUUUGAUUCGGAUAAAAUAAGAGCAAAUGAUAUCGCUUCCAGUAUCACAGAGUUGGGCUUUCAAGCUACUGUGAUCGAUGAACCUGGAACUGGUGAAGGGGAAGUAGAAUUAAAAAUCUCAGGAAUGACGUGUGCUUCUUGUGUCAAUAAAAUAGAAUCAACUGUAAAAAAGUUACCUGGUAUACAUUCUGCCUCCGUCGCUUUAGCGACGCAACGUGGAAAAUUUAAAUACGAUGCCGAGGUGAUAGGAGUUAGAGACAUUGUCGAUAGUAUUAAUAAAUUAGGUUUUACUGCUAUAUUGUUUAAUAAUAAAGAUAAAGAGAAUAGAGAUUAUUUAGAUCAGAAAGAGGAAAUAAAAAAAUGGCGAACAGCUUUUCUAAUAUCUCUAAUUUUUGGAGUACCCAGCAUGAUAGUAAUGACUUAUUUCAUGUUAAUAAUGUAUUUGGAUAAUAUGUCGCACGAGGAUAUGUGUUGCAUAUUGCCUGGCCUAUCUUGGGAAAAUUUAUUGCUUUUCAUUUUUUCUACGCCUGUUCAGUUCUUUGGUGGAUGGCAUUUUUAUGUUCAAGCUUAUAAAGCUUUGAAACAUGGUACUACAAACAUGGAUGUUCUUAUUUCCAUGACUACAACAAUAUCGUAUCUUUAUUCUAUUGCGGUACUUACAGCAGCUAUGAUAAUGCAAGAAAAUAAUAGUCCACAAACGUUUUUUGAUACUCCUCCAAUGCUUUUGGUGUUCAUUAGUUUAGGCAGAUGGCUCGAAUAUGUAGCAAAGGGCAAGACAUCCGAAGCCCUUUCCAAAUUAUUAUCUUUAAAAGCAACUGACGCAGUUCUGGUGACGUUAGGUCCAAAUAACGAAAUAUUAUCCGAACGUUUAAUAAAUAUUGAUCUUGUUCAACGCGGUGAUGUAUUAAAAGUUGUACCAGGUGCUAAAGUACCUGUUGACGGUAGAAUCUUAUCAGGCCAAUCAACCUGCGAUGAAAGUUUGAUAACUGGAGAAAGUAUGCCAGUGCCAAAAAAGAAAGGAUCUAUGGUUAUCGGUGGUUCGAUAAAUCAAAAUGGAUCAUUAUUGAUUACUGCUACGCAUACGGGAGAACACACGACGUUAGCGCAAAUUGUUCGAUUGGUAGAAGAAGCUCAAACGAAUAAAGCACCGAUCCAACAUUUGGCUGAUAAAAUAGCCGGUUAUUUUAUACCUCUUGUUAUAAUAGUCUCAGUUAUAACUUUACUUACGUGGAUAAUAAUAGGAUAUAUUAGCGUAGAUAAAUUGCCUUUGACGCACAAUGAUCAGAUACAUAAGCAAUAUACGAAAAAAGAAGAAAUUAUAUUCCAGUAUGCUUUUCGAAGUGCACUGUCUGUAUUGGCGAUAGCUUGCCCUUGUGCAUUAGGCUUAGCCACACCAACAGCUGUCAUGGUUGGAACUGGUGUUGGUGCAUUGAAUGGAAUAUUGAUUAAGGGUGCAGAAUCUUUAGAAAAUGCGCAUAAAGUAAAAUGCAUUGUAUUUGAUAAAACUGGCACGUUAACGCACGGUGUUCCUAUGGUAACUAAAAUUGCUUUAUUUGUCGAUGAAAAGAUAUAUUCCAUAACAAAGUUAUUGAUAGCUAUUGGAACAGCUGAAAUCAAUAGUGAACAUCCUAUUGCAUCAGCGAUAGUUCGUUUUGUAAAGGAAACUACGGAUUCAGAAUCUACUGGUCAGUGUACCAAUUUUCAAGCAGUUGCUGGCUGUGGCCUAAAAUGUAAAGUAUCACAUUUUACCACAGCGGUAUCCGAUGCAUUAAAGUCUGAAAAAAUUAUUAAUUAUAUAAAUCAAACAAAGAAAGUAUCUUCUGGAACUUUUAAUCUGAACAAUGUGCCAAUAGAUAUUGUACCUUUUGUUGCUGCCACACAAGAGAAACAAAAUUUAGAUCUGCAAUUAUUGUUAAGUCCUGAGAGUAAUAAUGAUCAAAUUGUCUCUAAUGAAGCAUAUGAGAUUUGUAUUGGUAAUAGAGAAUGGAUGAGGAGAAAUGCAAUAAGUAUACCUCAAGAAGUUGAGACAAGAAUGAUCAAUGAAGAGGAUCUUGGUCACACUGCUGUCUUAGUUGCAAUGAAUAAUGUUUUAGUUGCUAUGAUUAGCGUUGCUGAUACAGUUAAACCCGAAGCACAUCUUGCUAUUUAUACAUUAAAGAAAAUGGGUUUACAAGUUAUCCUUCUAACAGGAGAUAAUAGAAAGACAGCAGCUUCUAUUGCUAGACAGGUUGGUAUUACCAGAGUUUUUGCUGAGGUUCUUCCAUCGCAUAAAGUAGCGAAAAUUCAACGUCUGCAAGAUCAAGGCUUUAGAGUUGCAAUGGUAGGAGAUGGUGUUAAUGAUAGUCCAGCACUUGCACAAUCAGAUAUUGGAAUUGCUAUAGCUUCAGGAACUGAUGUUGCUGUAGAAGCAGCAGACGUCGUAUUGAUGAGGAAUGACCUUUUGGAUGUAAUUGCAUGUUUGGACUUAUCUCGAAGAACUGUUCGCAGGAUAAGAUUAAACUUUUUGUUUGCUAGUAUAUAUAAUCUAUUAGGAAUUCCAAUAGCUGCUGGUAUAUUUAGUCCAUUUGGUUUCUUCUUAUUACCAUGGAUGUCAUCCGCAGCAAUGGCCCUUAGUUCAGUGUCUGUAGUUGGAAGCUCUUUAUUACUAAAAUUAUAUCGAAAACCAACAAAAGUUUCAUUAGAAACGCCAGAGUAUUUAGCAGCAAUGCGUGCACAUUCUACAGCUAGAAUGAUUGAUCUUGAUACAAUAUCUCUUCAUCGUGGAUUGGAUGAAUCAGUAAUGCCAGUACUAAAUAGAACAACAUCGUCUCUCUCCAGGCUAUUUGGAAGGACAAGAAGUGAAAUUGAGGGCAGACUGCUUGGUGAAGAUGUGGAUGAUACUGAUUUAGCUGUUGACUUCAAUGAUUAUCGAAAAAGCAAAAAAGAUCUAACUAAUAUAACACCUUUAUGAACUGCAUUUUUACAUAAAAAAUGUAAUGAUGUAAGUUAAUAAGCUGCUGUUAUUAUAAUUAAUAUUUUCUUUAUUUUAUUAAUCUAUUCAUGUACAAUAUUAUUGGUAAUUUUGUGUCUAUGUUCCCAUAAUUAAAUUUUUUAUAUAGCUCUUUUA
Molecule: messenger RNA, 4894 nt
Organism: Vespa velutina
Lineage: Eukaryota; Metazoa; Arthropoda; Insecta; Hymenoptera; Vespidae
Gene: ATP7
Product: copper-transporting ATPase 1
Exons: 13
Coding region: 941-4738 (1265 amino acids)
Biological process (GO): copper ion homeostasis; monoatomic cation transport
Cellular component (GO): perinuclear region of cytoplasm; trans-Golgi network; membrane
Molecular function (GO): ATP binding; copper ion binding; ATP hydrolysis activity
Source: RefSeq, a predicted model, not a curated record